Chrysochloris asiatica (Cape golden mole) is the source of this 1382-nucleotide messenger RNA. Its product is annotated as antigen peptide transporter 2-like. NCBI's taxonomy places the organism in Eukaryota, Metazoa, Chordata, Mammalia, Afrosoricida, Chrysochloridae. The annotation marks the transcript as partial. The record is from RefSeq and is a predicted model, not a curated record. The transcript has 8 exons. Gene Ontology annotation, biological process: transmembrane transport. Gene Ontology annotation, cellular component: membrane. Gene Ontology annotation, molecular function: ATP hydrolysis activity; ATP binding; ABC-type oligopeptide transporter activity.
GGGAACUGAACUCACGGCUGAGCUCUGAUACCACACUGAUGAGUAAAUGGCUUACUCUUAAUGCCAAUGUACUCUUACGGAACCUGGUGCAAGUGGUGGGACUAUAUAGCUUCAUGUUCAACCUGUCACCUCAACUCACCCUCCUCUCUCUGCUCAACUUGCCCAUCUCAUCAGCAGCCGAAAAAGUGUAUACUAUACGCCAUCAGGCAGUGCUCCUGGAGAUCCAGGAUGCUACGGCGAAGGCAGGACAGAUUGUGCAGGAGGCAGUUGGAGGGCUGCAGACUGUCCGGAGUUUCGGGGCUGAGGAGCAUGAGGUCUGUCGCUAUAAGGAGGCCCUUGAACGUUGCCGGAAGCUGUGGUGGAGACGAGAUCUGGAACGAGCCCUGUAUCUGCUCUUCCAGAAGUUACUGGAAUUGGCAGUGAAGGUGCUGAUGCUGAACUGUGGCCUGCAACAGAUACUGGCCGGGGAGCUCACGAAGGGUGGGCUGCUCUCGUUUCUGCUCUACCAGGAGGAUGUGGGGAACAAUGUGUUUAGCCUGGUAUACAUGUGGGGAGAUAUGCUGAGCAAUGUGGGAGCUGCGGAGAAGGUUUUUAGCUACCUGGACCGCCAACCAAACCUGCCUCCAUCAGGGACACUGGCGCCUUCCGAAGUGGAGGGGCUUGUGGAAUUCCAAGAUGUCUCCUUUGCGUACCCCAAUCGCCCUGACCAGCCUGUGCUCAAGGGCCUGACGUUCACCCUUCGUCCUGGUGAGAUGACUGCACUGGUGGGGCCCAAUGGGUCUGGGAAGAGCACAGUGGCUGCCCUGCUGCAGAAUCUCUACCAGCCCACAGGGGGCCGGCUGCUGCUGGAUGGGGAGCCCAUCUCCCAAUACGAGCACCGCUACCUGCACAGAAAGGUAGUUUUGGUUGGGCAGGAGCCUGUGCUCUUCUCAGGCUCCGUGAGAGACAACAUUGCUUAUGGGCUGGAGAACUGCAAGGAUGAGGAGGUUAUGGCUGCUGCCAAGGAUGCCCAUGCAGAUAAAUUCAUAGCGGAGAUGGAGCACGGGAUACAUACAGAUGUAGGUGAGAAAGGAAGUCAGCUGGCUGUGGGACAGAAACAGUGUGUGGCCAUUGCCCGGGCCCUUGUACGAGAACCAAAGGUCCUCAUUCUGGAUGAGGCCACCAGUGCCCUGGACGUUGAAUGUGAGCAGGCGCUGCAAGACUGGAGAGCCCGUGGGAAGAGAACAGCGCUGGUGAUCGCCCACAGGCUGGAGACUGUUCAGAGUGCUAACCAGAUCCUGGUGCUCAAGCAGGGGGAGCUGCAGGACCAUGCCCAGCUCACAGAGAAGCAGGACCCCUAUGCCCACCUGGUACACCAGAUGCAGCAACAACUGGAGGACUGA